Messenger RNA from Nerophis lumbriciformis (worm pipefish), 2438 nucleotides. Its product is annotated as zinc finger protein DPF3-like. Lineage: Eukaryota; Metazoa; Chordata; Actinopteri; Syngnathiformes; Syngnathidae. The record is from RefSeq and is a predicted model, not a curated record. Gene Ontology annotation, cellular component: nucleus.
AUUCAUCCUGCGCUCUGAUUGGUCAGUUUCCAUAGGUUUCCCUCAGAACUGCAAGACGCCGAUAUUGCAUUACAUUGUGGCAAAAUGGCGGCUGUCAUUCAGAAUCCACUAAAAGCGUUGGGUGACCAGUUCUAUAAAGAGGCCAUCGAGCAGUGCCGCAGCUACAAUGCCCGCCUGUGCGCUGAACGCAGUGUGCGCUUGCCAUUCCUGGAUUCACAAACCGGGGUGGCCCAGAACAACUGUUACAUCUGGAUGGAACGCCAUCACCGCAGCCCAGGGGUAGCAUCCGGCCAGAUGUAUACCUAUCCGGCCCGUUGCUGGAGAAAGAAGAGACGGCUGCACACCACCACUGACCCCAGCCUGGGUAUCUUUGGUCUCCAGCUUGACAGCGGUCUCGUGUCCAAAGACACAUUGCCCACCCAGGGCACAACACUGGAAGCUCUGCUACGAGGCGAGGGUUUAGACAAGAGGAACUCCAGGAACGAUGAGGAGAGUUUGUUGGAGAUCCAGAGGGUUCUAGAAGCAGAUGCAGCAGAAGAUGCUUUCAACGAUGAUGAUGACUUUGAGGUGGACACUCCCAAAAAGCGACACCGGGGCAAGGGAAGAGGUCGCGGUUCAGGUCGCAGGAAGGCAGAUCUAGAUGAUGACAAGCCAUAUGUCUGUGACAACCGAUACAAACAAAGGAACACCAACAACAAGUCUUCAACUUCAGUCUAUGCAAAGCGCUACAAGAGCCGUGCGGGACUAAGUUACCACUAUACUCAUCCUCACCUAGCGGAGGAGGACAGGACCGGGGAGAAGAGCUCUGUAGCAUCCUCUUUACAGCCUACUGACCGGCAAAAACGCCCAAAGGCUCCAGUCGGGACCAUGAUUACCAACAGCUACUGUGAAAAAUGUCACAACUCUAACAAGAAACUCAUGAAAUCUGGGUCCCCCUGCACAACCUGCCAAUGCAAAGCUGACGGCCCAGAGGGCAAGGAGGACGGGAAUCAGGGCGGCGCAGAGGAGCUGUUCGCAACCACCUCUGAGAGCGACGCCUCCACCUUUCAUGGCUUUGAGGACGACGACAUGGAAGAGCCUACCGCUAACAGCAAUGGAUUAUCCAGCCGACACAGAUAGACUUAAAAAAAAAAAAAGAAAUCUGGAUUCAUCUGCUGCUUCUAUGCUCACCCUCAUUUCCCCCCAACUUGUGUUUGCAGAAAGCACAAAGUGAUGGUUUCUGGACACACAAAAAACAAGUGGUAUUUUAUUGACUGGACUUUAAUUUAUGGACUUUUAUAUCUAAAUAUAUCUAUUAACUUUGAAGUCAACUAAUGACUUACAAAAAAAUGUAAGUUUUUCCCUCUUUGGAGCAGAAGGAGCACUCAUGUAGUGAACAAAAGAGAAACACUGGAGAAAGCAUACAUAUGAACAAAUGAACCUUUUGAUGCAUAGAAGCUGUGUGAAUGUGGCUUCAGACCCUUUACUGGAUAUUAAUGAACCGAUGACCUUGUUGAGCUCCAACUCUGGAUUAUAUUCGUACUUAAACAUGAAGGAACCAAUGAAUGAACUACCGUGAAACUCUGUAGAUGAAGGCCUCUAUAUUUUUUCUUUAUGGACCUGAGGAGGUUGUUAAAAUAGAAGGAGCACAGGAGAUGAAGAGCAGUGACGAAGAAGAUUUAACCUUCCCAAACUAACAAGCUUCACCCUCCCUCCGCUUUUGGUCCUAAAUGUAACUGACAAGACGCGGACAAACCAACAUCCGCCGCUCUCAUGGACCAUGUGACUUCAACCAAGCUUUUGUGAUGAUGUGAACUCACCUCUUGGAGCAGCAGGUUCAUGGCGUCCACGGCAGAACUAUGGGAACACUAACGGGCCGGUUUGGGGCCCCUCACCCCCUCCCGCUUUCUCUUUCACUCCUGCUCUGUGACUGCGUGUGCGUGCGUGCGCGCGUGAUCCAAUGUGACACUAAGACGUCAUUACUCUCAUCACUGUGCCAGCCUGCCGCUCUGCACCGCAAACCAGCUCUGACAGCCAUAGCCCCCCCGUCCCCCCUGCCACAGAGUUGGUGUUCUACUCCACCACUCAUUCUUGCACACCUCAACUACUGACUGGGACGCAUCCCUCUGCUUCUUGCUCUACUUGUAUUAUUUCUAGGGCCAAUUUCAAGCUGUGUGGAUAGUUGGAAGCAGAGUGGCACCUCUGUCCUACGCUCAGGCAUCUUUUGUUGAUUGUUCGUGCACGGCAGAAUGCUGAGAUUGUAUUGGCAAGGAGCGACAAUGAAGACAUACACCAACGCUGUGAUGAACCGCCACCAUUACCACCACCUCAGUUACCAGUUUAAUUAUUUUCUGGACGUGUUUGUCAUUGUGUGUUUGUGUGUUAUAAGGCCGCCGAAUAAUAUCAUUUUUAACAUUUGAUGUUGAAGGUAUUAAAUUAGGGAUGGAUGUAUGACUAAA